AUUGCCUUUAAAAGGCUAAAUGCUCCGGACUAAAUUUGGUCAUGCAGCUCUGCAUGGUUCCCUGGAAUGUCCUCGGGUUUCAAGCUCCCCUGAUAGCACCAUUCCCCGCCUCCCUCUGGGCUCCAUUGGCUUCCCAGCUCCCGAAUCCCAGCCGGAUCCUCUUAUUGGCCAAGCCCUGGACCGAGGGGUGUCCCCUCUUUAGAACCACUAUAUCCCCGGGCUGCAGGGAUUGAGAGCUGCCGAGAUUUAACACUUCAGCACCUGCUGCUCCCGGGGGAAGCCGUGUUGGAGCUUCCUCUUCCCUAGUUGUGGGGUUUUUUUCUCCUCCCUUGGGUUCCCACACAACCGCCACCGUGUCUCGCCAGAGAGCCAAGAUGUCCAAAGUGGCCAAAUAUCGGCGACAAGUUAGUGAAGAUCCAGACAUCGACAGCUUGUUGUCCACUCUGUCUCCCGAGGAGAUGGAAGAGCUGGAAAAGGAGCUGGAUGUGGUGGAUCCAGAUGGAAGCAUCCCUCUGGAGCUGAGUCAGACAAACCAAAAGGACAACUCCCCGGGCGGGCAGCAGAACCGCGACACGGUGCUCAACCACUGCGAGAAGGAGACCAGGAAAGUGAUCCAGAGGGAACACUCCAUAGAUGAAAGCAGAUUGAGCGAGAAGAAGAAAGGAGACAAAAAUGAAGAAGAAAAGGGAAAGGAAGCACCUGCCAAGGACCUGGCCCGGAAAAGAGAGACAAAAGUGGGGAAAGACUCAAAAAAGGAAGAAAAUGUUGAGAAACCAGACCCAAAAGUCAAAGCUGAGACUGAGACCAAGGCCAAAGAGGAGAAGGCCAUCAAUGACAAAGUCAAGGCCAUGGAGAAAAAGCUGAUGGGGAAGGACAAAAAGGAGGAAGAGAAGAGCUCAGCAGUAAAGAAGGACGUGGGGAAGGAGAAAAAGGAGGAAGAAAAGGGCUCAGCAACAAAGGACACAGGGAAGGAGAAGAAGGUGGAAGAAAAGGGCUCAGUUUUAAAGGACACAGGGAAGGAGAAAAAAGAGGAAGAAAAGGGCUCAGCAGAGAAGAAGGAGACGGGGAAGGAGAAAAAAGAAGAAGAAAAGGAUUCUGCCCUGAAGAAGAGCCCAGGGAAGGACAAAAAGGAGGAAGAGAAGAGCUCGGGAUUAAAGAAAGAGGUGGAAAAAGACACAAAGGGAGAAGAUAAGAAAGAAAAAGGUAAAAAGGAAGAGGAAAAGAGCUCAGCUUUGAAAAAACCCAAGGCAGGUGAGGAGAAAUCCCAGGCAGAGGAGGAAAAAGCAGGGGAGAAGAAACAGGAGACCAAGGUGGCAGCGGAGAGCAGCCCCUCCAAGCCCACCACCACCAGCAGCUCCCCGGAUCAGGCCAAGGAUGAUGAGGCCUCCAGCAUCUUCGAUGAGCUCAUCGAGAAGGUGAAGAACAACGACGCCGAGGUGACCGAGGUGAACGUGAACAACUCGGACUGCAUCAACAACGAGACCCUGGUGCGCUUCACCGAGGCCCUGGAGUUCAACACCGUGGUCAAGCUCUUCGCCUUGGCCAACACCCGCGCCGACGACCACGUGGCCUUCGCCAUCGCCAUCAUGCUCAAGUCCAACAAGGUGUUGACCAGCAUCAACCUGGACUCCAACCACAUCACGGGCAAAGGCAUCUUGGCCAUCUUCCGGGCGCUGCUGCAGAACGACACGCUGACGGAGCUGAGGUUCCACAACCAGAGGCACAUCUGCGGGGGGAAGACGGAGAUGGAGAUCGCCAAGCUCCUGAAGGAGAACACCACCCUCCUGAAGCUGGGCUACCACUUUGAGCUGGCCGGGCCACGCAUGACGGUCACCAACCUGCUGAGCCGCAACAUGGACAGGCAGAGGCAGAAACGCCUCCAGGAGCAGAAACUGGCACAGGAACGUGGGGAGAAGAAAGACCUUCUGGAGGUGCCCAAGCCCGGAGCCCUGCCGAAGGGGUCUCCCAAGCCGUCCCCCCAGCCGUCUCCCAAGGCUUCCCCCAAAAGCUCUCCCAAGAAAGGGGGGGCACCCACCGCGCCGCCCCCGCCGCCUCCGCCGCUCGCCCCACCGCUGAUCGGCGAGAACCUGAGGAACUCCCUCUCCCCAGCCACGCAGAGGAAGUUGGGAGACCGGGCCCUGCCCGUCCAGGAGAAGAACUCACGGGACCAGCUGCUGGCGGCCAUCCGCUCCAGCAACCUCAAACAGCUCAAGAAGGUGGCGGUGCCGAAGCUGCUGCAGUAGGAGCGGGAGGGGCGGCCCGGUGGUGGCCCGAGGGACACCGGCCUUUCUCGUGACUGUCUCCACGACAAGCCCUGCGGGACCCUGCGGCGACCGACGCCGAGGAGCAGCGAUCUCUCGGGGACGGACAGACGGACGGGCUGGCCCCAGGGCGGCCACCGCGGCCCCUCCGUGUCUCACGGAAGGAGGACGUUGUCGUCGGCUUUAUGAUGUUGAGGGCUGCCAAGCCCUUCAAGCUGCCACCAGCACCGCGACCCGCCCCUGGGGACACCGGAAUGAGGAGGGGUCUGCAUGGGAAACUCCCCUCGGAGCGUGGCCGGGGAAGGGGAGGGGGGGGGUGGCACCUGCCACCAUCCCGGCUUGCCUGAUGGCCCCGAGGUGGCCCAAGGCUGGGGCGAGCGGGGGGACCCUCCCCACCUUGCAGGGGGACAGCCUGUUGUCACCUCACGGCUCCUGUCCCCAGGGGGUCUCAAGGUGGCCA
Apus apus (common swift) is the source of this 2721-nucleotide messenger RNA. RefSeq names its product leiomodin 1 (gene LMOD1). Gene Ontology annotation, biological process: myofibril assembly; muscle contraction; pointed-end actin filament capping. Gene Ontology annotation, molecular function: actin binding; tropomyosin binding. The record is from RefSeq and is a predicted model, not a curated record. Bases 375 to 2243 code for a protein of 622 amino acids. NCBI's taxonomy places the organism in Eukaryota, Metazoa, Chordata, Aves, Apodiformes, Apodidae. Gene Ontology annotation, cellular component: myofibril; striated muscle thin filament. The transcript is spliced from 3 exons.